GUAGAUUUACAUGUCGAUGACCCAUGUCGAUGCAACUUGAUAACAAAAGCAAUUAGAUGGUCAUUGUUACUCAGGCAUUCACUAGUGAAAUCUCAUGGUGAGUUAGGAAUAAUUAUCCAAACUACAAACAUGUCGAACAAGGAUCCAGCUUUGAUUAAACCUAUAGACGAUGUAACUUACUCGUUACCAAAGAAAAAAGGAUUUUCGUUUACUCGAGAACGAGUUUUAGCAUUUGUGAUUCUUGUUAUUGGUGUGAUUGUGCUGAUCGUUGGUAUAGUACUAAUAGCCACAGCAAGCCAAAAGAAGGCAGCUGCGUGUGACGAUAAAACAAGAGUCGAUCCAUCGUUUUCCGAAGAAGCAAAUCGAGUUGGACUCGGUGAGUUUUUAGAUCAUGUCAGAAAGACUUACUACAAGCUUCAUCCGUACAACGCGUUCUAUGACCCUGAUGUUGUCACCCCUGACCAAGCGAAGAGUAGGUUUUCAGUGUUCGAUCCAUCACCAAAGAUGAUCAAAACCAGAACAGACACGGCCUUCAAGCUUCUUAAACAGUUAAACGAAAAACAAAUCGACGCCAACAAACUCAAGCCACGAGAACGUAGAGCCCUUGCUCAAAUGAAGCAUUAUUUAGCUCAUGUCUUCGGGGAACCCUAUACUGUCAAUUAUUAUGCCGGAGAUUGGCUGCAGGGACCUAAUUCGUUCUGUUGGCAGCCUAUUUGUUUUGUGAGCUAUCAUAUUUACAACGUUCUGACUCAUUUCAAGCCGAGUAGUAUCUCCGACGUAGAGCUUGUUCUGAAGACACUGAAAGACCACAAGGCUGCCUUUGAGCAAUAUGUCAGUAACAUCAAGUUAGGGGUUCAAAAAGGUAUGGUGCGAAGUGUUGAAGAAUGUAAAGCGGGCUACGAUGCCAUCUCAAGGAGUUACUACAACGUUUCGCUUCACGGUGAAACCGGUGUACUGAAAGAAUGGUAUGCACGUAUGGCUGUAUCUCCGGAAUACUACAAACACUUAACGGCAAAAGUCAAAGAAGAAUGGAAAUCUGUUCAUAAGAAAAACAUUAAUGAGUCAGUCACGGAGUACUUGAUUGAAUACAUCGGGAAACCAAUUGCUGAGAUGAUAAGAUAUAUCAAAAACGAAUAUCAAUCACACUGCGUCCCAAGUUCAGUGGCCAGCGGUUUAGCUGGACUCCCUGUAAAGUAUGUUUAUAACAAUGGCGUUCCUGAUACAUCGAAACCAACUGACCCCACCUUACCCAUGACAAAUAUGAUUCUGAAUGGCUCGACUGCAUACGAGAAGAUUAUGCCGUACUUUACGACCAACGACAUGACACCUGACCAUGUGCAUGAUCUGGGCUGGAAAAUGCUAGAUAUACUAUACCCAAAGGUUGUCGAAAUCGCCAAGCAGAUAACAAAAAUCCAGAAGAACGAUUCAGCUGUGGUUGAAUUCCGUAAGCUUCUCAAUUCCUCUGAUAGCUAUUUCAACGAUCCCAUACCUCGGAACGAAAGCGAUGAAAACGCACAUCGACUGUGCAGUGAUUUAAAGGGUGCACAAAAAUACUGUCCACAGCGAUGGAAAGCCAUGCAAAUGUGGUUCAAAGAAGCGAGAAGGGUAAUGAGCUUGUUGGAUCCUAAAAUUGUAAACAUGUUCUAUUUCACUGGACCAAAACACACCACUCCAAACUGUCCUGUCGAUUUGAGUCCAAAUCUGAACCCUUCAAGUGGCGCUCAGAGUUACGAACAAAGUGAUAAAGAGUGCUCCAAAAGUGCGUUUUACAAUAUUCCUUUCUUCUUGGGAAGAGUUGGGCCAAGGUACUCAGAGUGGAGUGUAAACGCGCACGAGGCUAGACCCGGUCACCAUCUACAGGUCCAAGGUGGUGUUGAGCAUUUCUAUGAUGAUCAAGGAGGCACAAUUGCAUGGCUAAAUAAGGAAACAUACUAUACUGCAUUCACUGAAGGAUGGGCGCUUUACGCCGAAAACCCCCUCAUAUCAGAAGACACCGAUACUUACAAAGACGAGCCCAUGCAGAGAUUUGGCAUGCUAAAAUGGCAGCUUUGGCGAGCAAUCCGACUCAUAGUCGAUACUGGACUUCAUUACAAGGGAAUGACUAGAGCCGAGGCCCUCAAGCUUUUAGAUGAGAAGGCAUGGGACGGGACAGACUUAGCAGAAAAGGAGAUCACUCGUUACCAAAGCAACCCAGGCCAGGCAACAGCUUACAUGAUUGGGCAAAUCGAUAUUAAGAAUGCAAGAAAGAAAGCUACGGAUGUAUUAGGCAAAGACUUUGACCUCAGGGACUUUCAUUAUCAGGUUCUUUCUCAAGGUUCUUCGCCUCUUGGCUAUUUAUCCGACCAUGUUCAGAGAUAUAUAGAAUGUAAGAAAGACACUUCAAAGGAAGGUUGCAAAAUGAUAUUAGAACCUGUAAAGAAAAAGUCAAAAUCUGACCAAGGACUGGCCAAGAAGAGGAAGUAUCCACUUCCAUUACGGCCUCGUAAAGUACAUUAUAUUUAGGAGUUAUUUUCGGAGUUUGGAAUUUGAUGGAAUUUUGCACUACACACCGCACUAAGACCCAGGCACUUUAGAUACUUCUUUCUCUCGUUCUUUUAUGCUCUUAAGCAUCUUGAGCAGCAAAGCAUGAUAGUAGUUAUGGUCCGUACUUAGUAGUUAGCAGGGUCUUAAUGGGGGGUCUCAAUGUCGGUAGUCAGUUAAAAUUUCAAGCAUUUGUCGCUAGUCAGUUAAAAUUCUAGGCAUUUGUCGGUAGUCGGUUAUUUAAAAAAAGUUGAUAAACAUUAAGUUUAAAUGCAUCUAAAACGGUCCUUUAUACAAACAGAAUUCUUUCUAAAAUGCCAAAAAUUGAAUCCUUGAGUAUUGAUUGGUCAAUUGGAUGCCCGGCCCUCAAAGCUUUAGAGUGGCUUAUCUCAACUUCAAGAAGCCAAUCCGAAGAAAAAUUUAUUUUUUCCGCGGAAAAUUUCGAAUGUAGUUGCUUGAAAAAUAAAAAAAGCUUGUAUUCACGGAGCUAACAUCUUUGAAUAUUGGAAAAUGUCGCCAGUCAGUAAAUUUGUUAAUGUCGGUAGUCAGCAAAUUUGGUUCAAAUUUGUCGCUAGUCAGUAGUUAUUUUGUCCAUUUGUCGCUAGUCGAUUAACCUCAUUCAGACCCUGAGUUAGUAGUUGUAGUCCGUUUAAACAGGCCUUCUGAAAUGUUUUUGCUGUAUCUCAGCCAAAGUAGAUGUUGUUUUCCUGUUUCUAAAAAUAAAGCGUAAAAUAGGUUUUUGAAGAGGUAUUUUAGGGUCUAGAAUAAGUUUGAGGAUUACAACUACCAUCAUGCUUUGCUGCACAAAAUGGCGUCGCUUCACAUUGACUAUUGCGAAAGUGUUGUCCUAAAGAAAUAAACAUUUUAGAGCAUUUAUACUUUAGCACAAAAGGAUACAUUAACAACACAAAGGCAAGUGUUCCGCAAAAGUGUAUUUUUGUCUAUUAGAUUUAUAUUCCUAUUGAAAUAAAGUUAGAACGUUCUCUAU
Messenger RNA from Exaiptasia diaphana, 3508 nucleotides. RefSeq lists its product as uncharacterized. The transcript has 7 exons. The coding region runs from base 130 to 2502 and encodes 790 amino acids. Lineage: Eukaryota; Metazoa; Cnidaria; Anthozoa; Actiniaria; Aiptasiidae. The record is from RefSeq and is a predicted model, not a curated record.